GUCGUCUCCUCUCCUCUCACUUGUCUCCUUCCUCUUCUUCGAUCUCUCUCUCUCCCCUCAACCAUCUCGAUUUCGAUCUCGCCGUGAAGCAGCAGAGGAGCAAUGGAGAUGCUGAGGCGGAACCUGAAGCGGCAGGCGUCGCGGUCACUCUCCGCCUUCGCCGUGUCCUCGCCGCGGGCAGGCGCUGUCGCCGCCGCCGACGCCGACCAGGAGAACCUCCACCCAAACCUGGCCGCCGCCUCGCCGCCGAUGUCCCCCGCCGCCAAGAACUCCUCGGCGGCGCCGGGCGCGUCGCCGCGGUCGUCGAAGCCCGUCCCGACCAGCGCUGCUCCUCCCUCGAAGGCCGCCGCCGAGGGGGAGCAGGCUUCUGCGCCCGCCAACGAGGCACCCGCCGUGAAGGUGGUGGUCCGGGUGCGGCCGACGGUGAGCCGGCCGGUGGACGGCAAGGAUCUGUUCUUCGUCCGCAAGACCUCCCCCUGCUCCGUCGCCGUCGGCGAUCGGUCGUUCGCCGUCGAUGGCUUCCUCGACGACAGAGCCUCUCAGGCGGAUGCUUUCGAUCUGAUUGGCGUGCCCAUGAUCGAGAGCGCCCUCGCUGGAUUCAACUCCUCCCUCGUGUGCUACGGCCAGAGCGGCACAGGGAAGACGUACACCAUGUUCGGUGCCCUCGCGGCCAUGGUUGACAGCAGCUCAGACCACGCCGACAGGGGCGUCGUUCCUCGCGUCUUCCAGAACCUCUUCGCUCAAAUCCAAGGCAGGCAAGAGAGCUCACCGGAGAAGCAGACAAGCUACCAAUGCCGGUGCUCAUUUCUUGAGGUACAUAAUGAGCAGAUUAAUGACCUGUUGGAUCCAUCUCAGCGUAACCUUCAGAUAAGAGAGAAUGCUGGCAAUGGUAUCCAUGUUGAGAACUUGACCGAUGAGUAUGUGUCAACGGUUGAGGACGUCAAUCAGAUCUUGAUGAAGGGCCUUUCAAACAGAAAAGUUGGUACUACGAGUAUGAACUUGAAGAGUUCACGUUCUCAUGUGAUAUUCAGUUGUGUCAUUGAAGCAUGGAGCAAGGGUUUCUCAAAUGGCUUCAGCAGCUCACGGACCAGCAGAAUUACCUUCGUUGAUCUUGCUGGUCCUGAUAAUGAUGAACUUGAUGGUGGCAACAAGCACUGUACAAGAGAAGAAAGAUAUGUUAAGAAGUCCUUGUCAAAGCUUGGGAAACUCGUCAAUAUUCUAUCAGAAGCACCAGAGACCCAGAAAGAUGACUCUCCCCACAAGCAAUCCUGUUUGACGCAUGUGCUGAAGGAUACACUAGGUGGAAAUUCAAGGGUUACAUUCUUGUGUUCCAUUUCUUCAGAACACAGGUGCAGAACUACAACUUUAAGCACGCUACGGUUCGGUGAGAGAGCGAAGCUCAUGUCAAACAAGGCUGUAGUAAAUGAGAUAUCAGAAGAUGAUGUUAAUGGUUUGAGCGAUCAAAUACGUCAGUUGAAGGACGAGCUCAUACGAACAAAAUCUGGAGACACUGAACCCUGCAAGAAUGGGUAUUUCAGUGCACAGAAUGCCCGUGAAAGCCUGCAUAAUUUGCGAGUCAGUCUCAAUCGCUCUCUAAUCUUGCCUCACAUAGAAGUUGAUUCAGAGGAAGAGAUGGAUGUGGAUGAAGAGGAUGUACAAGAACUGCGUGACCAAAUAAGAAAGCUUCAUUCCUCAUCUGAAGACACUUUCGAUGACUUCAUGGAUGCAGAGAGUGGUGAUGACACUCCUUGCUCUAAGGGGAAUCCAAAAACAAGUGAGGAAGAUGAUCAGCCUGUAAUAGAUGAUUGUGAAGACCCGAUUCAGGAAGAGCAUGAAGUGUUGUCCAGUACAAAAGUUGAUCAAGACCUUGUGUCUGACAGGAAAUCUUUUCUAUCAGUUAGUGCCUCCCCGCACCUGUCACCAAUGCAAGACCCUACGUUAUGUUCUUCUCCAAAGAUUCACAACAAGGCUAGAAAAAGCAUUACCUCACCAGGGCUGUCACCAAGCAAACUUAGUGUAUCUGAUUGUCCCGGUGAUGAAGUGUCCAGAAAAAGUGCAGUUCGUUCUUCUUUACAGUCAAGCAAGCUUAGCCCAACUGAUUCACUGGCUGCAAGUCUCCAACGGGGCUUGCACAUUAUGGAGUACCAUGAACAGAACCAAGGCCCAAGAAAAUCAUUUGUUGGCCUUUCAUUUGAUCAUUUUGCACUGAACCCCCGUCAAUCAGUUGCAAAAGUCAGUUCAGGAGUUCUGGCAUCACCAGAGAGGAAAGGAGCAACAUCUUCUGCUCUUUGUUCAUCCUGCAAAAAAGCGAUCGACACUGAUGGGAACCAAAAAGAUAAUAUAAAUGCAGAAAAGCAGAUUGUAAUAGCCACCAGUGUGGUACCAGAAGUUAAGGACGACAUCACCGCAUCAACAAUUGCUUCAAAGAGACAGACUGAACUUGAAGCUUUAUGUGAAGAACAGGCCGAUAAGAUCAAGGAGCUGAGCAAUUUGGUUGACCAAUAUAAGAAGUGUUCAGAAGAUGCUCAAAAUUCAGAUGGUACGGAACCUACAAAAGAACUAGUGGAUGAAGCCAAGGUUGGUGAACAACAUGGUGAGCUGAAUGUGAAUGACAGGGAAGAACUUCUUAGUGAAAUUCAGAGGUUGAAGGAUCAACUGAAACAACAAGCAGGUGAAUCCACAAAUGUCAGCCUUCUGGAACAUUUGAGGAAUGGCAGCACAGACCAAGAAUAUGAGCUAGACAGAGAAAGGGAGAAAUGGAUGGAGUCUGAAAGCAAAUGGAUAUGCCUAACUGAAGAGCUGAGAGUUGAUCUUGAAUCAAAUCGGAUGCUUGCAGAGAAAACAGAGAUGGAGCUUAGCAAUGAAAAGAAGUGCACUGCAGAACUGGAUGAUGCCCUCCAACGAGCCAUCUACGGCCACGCCAGGAUAAUUGAACAUUACGCCGAGCUCCAGGAGAUGUACAAUGAUCUUCUUGAGAGGCACCGCCGUGUGAUGGAAGGUAUCUCAGAGGUGAAGAGGGCAGCUGCCAAGGCAGGCAGGAAGGGCUGCGGGACGGCUUUCGCUGCUGCCCUUGCAGCAGAGCUGUCCACAGUGAGGAUUGACCGUGAAAAGGAAAGAGCGCAGCUGAAAGAGCAGAACAGAAGGCUCCGCAUUCAGCUUCGCGACACAGCUGAAGCUGUCCAUGCUGCUGGAGAACUUCUUGUAAGAUUGAGAGAGGCAGAGGAGGCAUCCACACAAGAAAAGGAGAGGAGUGCAGCGAUGCAGCAGGAGAACGACAAGCUCAAGAAGCAGCUGGAGAAGAUGAAGAAGAAGCACGAGAUGGAGAUGGAGACGAUGAAGCACUUCCUUGCGGACAGCCGGCUGCCGGAGUCAGCACUGGGGGGAUUCUACCGGCAGGAGAGCGAGGAUGUACCGGAGUACAACAACCAUGCCACUUCUACAUGCGACGAUGAUCAAUCUUGGCGUGCUGCGUUUACAUCUGCAUAUGAAUGAGUCUGAAUGAUUGCUUCGCUCGAGGAUCUGUCAAUUGAGCCUGGUUGACAAUUAGGAAACGCGCUUUUCUUUGGUCUAUUUCUUAUGUUUGUUCAGGUACACCAAUACGAAUAUAUGAUUGUUAUUCAAAUGCCCUUCUGGUUGGGUAAUAUUUGAACCAAUAACUGUUGUAUGAGAAUUGUACUUUUUUUGUCAUUUGUAUCUCAUUGAGUUUGCAUA
This is a messenger RNA of Oryza sativa Japonica Group (Japanese rice), 3711 nucleotides long. NCBI's taxonomy places the organism in Eukaryota, Viridiplantae, Streptophyta, Magnoliopsida, Poales, Poaceae. The record is from RefSeq and is a predicted model, not a curated record.